Molecule: messenger RNA, 999 nt
Organism: Miscanthus lutarioriparius
Lineage: Eukaryota; Viridiplantae; Streptophyta; Magnoliopsida; Poales; Poaceae
Source: the annotation of a GenBank genome assembly
AUGGGCCACGGCCGCGGGCUCGGCGUCGUGGCCGAGUUUGGCGGGACGUACGAGGACGGAUUCGAAGACGUGCACAAGAACAUCAUCAACUACUUCACUUACAAGGCCACGCACACGGUCCUCCAUCAGCUGUACGAGAUGAAUCCCCCAGCGUACACUUGGCUCUACAGUCCUCUGUCCUUCAAGCUGAACUUCACCGAGUCGAACAACAAGGGAGCAACCACAAUCCAGUUGCAGGAGGAUGCCUUCUACAACAGGGCGAUCAGGCUUACCAAGGAAGAGCUGGAUGGCCAGAUUGCUCAUAGUGUCGGCCGAGCAGUCUUCGCAGAUCCGGUGACCCUCUGGGAUAGCACCACUGGUCAGUUAGCUGACUUCACAACUCGCUUCACAUUCAUGAUAAAAGCUCGUGUUGCUGAUGGCUCGUAUGGUGAGGGGCUCGCCUUCUUCCUCUCACCAUACCCUUCUGUUGUCCCCAAUAAUUCCACGGAUGGUAAUCUUGGCCUCUUCGGUAGUAGUGCUGAUCAGAGUGAGACAUCCAACCAGAUUGUGGCUGUCGAGUUUGACAGCCACAAGAACCCAUGGGAUCCAGAUGACAACCACGUAGGUAUCAAUAUCCAUUCCAUCGUAUCUGUGGAUUAUGUAACAUGGAACAGUAGCAUCAAGGAUGGCAAGAUAGCCAACGCAUGGGUAACUUACCAGGCCAGCUCCAGGAACCUGUGUGUCUUCUUGACGUACAAGGACAGCCCCCAAUUCAGUGGCAGCUCCUCCCUAUCUUAUUCAGUUGAUCUCAGAAAAUAUCUCCCAGAAAAACUGGCCAUCGGCUUCUCAGCUGCCACUGGUCAAUUGGUAGAGGCUCAUCAGAUACUUUACUGGGAAUUCCGUUCUACUGAUUUGCAGCUGAAGAGUAAGAAGAUGAAAAGUGUAUUAGUCAUAAGCUUGGCUACUAGUAUAAGUGGCAUAGUCUGUUUUAUGGGUUUGGUUUGGUUUGGUGCUUCAUGA